Epinephelus fuscoguttatus (brown-marbled grouper) is the source of this 3912-nucleotide messenger RNA. RefSeq names its product solute carrier family 35 member E4 (gene slc35e4). Lineage: Eukaryota; Metazoa; Chordata; Actinopteri; Perciformes; Serranidae. Gene Ontology annotation, cellular component: Golgi apparatus. The transcript is spliced from 2 exons. The coding region runs from base 196 to 1356 and encodes 386 amino acids. The record is from RefSeq and is a predicted model, not a curated record. Gene Ontology annotation, molecular function: antiporter activity.
CCAGCCCGUCAUGCAAAAUAGAAACACGUGUCUGUAGGCGGCGCUGGGAAACUGCAAGUCUACUAAACAACAAAGACCGGCUAACACCGCAGAGGAGAGAAACAGUUAUGUCGCAGGGUGUUUUCACGAUUUGUAGCUUCAGCUUUGCCGGUUUGAUCAUGCAUUGCAGUUGGAGAUGAGAGGCGCGGAUUCAACAUGUGUUUUCCUUUCAGAGAGGACAAUGAUACGAACAUGAUCAGCGCCGAUGGCUUCUCAAAAUGCGCGGCGACUCUGCAAGAGAGAGGCAGGAGGAGGCCACCCGCAGAGAUGCUCCAUCUGCUGUCAGCUGUCAUUGUCUGGCUGGUGACGGGGACCACCAUCUCCAGCCUCAACAAAUGGAUAUUUGCCGUUUACAACUUCAGGUACCCUCUGCUGCUGUCUGCGCUGCACAUGCUGACAGCCAUAGUGGUGGACUAUGGGCUGAUCAAAUUUCGAGUGAUCCGCCACAGAGCGGACGGAGAGCAGGACCUGACCCCGAGCGCAAAAUGUAAGGUGUUCCUGUUGAGCUUGACAUUUUGUGCCAGUAUUGCUUUUGGGAACAUGGGUCUGAACUAUGUCCAGCUGUCAUUUGCACAAAUGAUCUAUACCACCACCCCACUCUUUACUCUGGCCAUAUCAACGCUGAUCCUGGGCAAACAACAUCACAUCCUCAAAUACACAGCCAUGAUGCCCAUCUGCCUGGGAGCCUCCUUCAGCAUCAUGGGAGAGGUCCAGUUCGACCAGACUGGCUGCUUCUUUGUGUUCGCAGCAACCAUGUUGAGGGGUGUCAAGUCCAUUCAGCAGAGCAUCUUGCUCCAGGAGGAGAAAAUCAACUCUGUGUUCCUGCUCUACCUGAUGUCCAUUCCUAGCUUCUGCAUCCUAGCCGUGGCAGCUCUGGCCUUAGAAAACUGGGCUCUGCUGGAGUCACCGCUGCAUUACGACCGCCACCUGUGGGUGUUUAUCUUGCUCAGCUGCCUCGGCUCGGUCAUGUACAACCUGGCCAGCUGCUGCGUCAUCACGCUCACCUCUGCCGUCACCCUGCAUAUCCUCGGCAACCUGAGCGUGGUGGGAAACCUGCUGUUGUCUCAGCUGCUCUUCGGCAGCGAGUUGUCUGCCCUGAGCUGUGCCGGCGCGGUGCUGACGUUGUCUGGCAUGCUUAUCUAUCAGAACUCAGAGUUUAUCGUCAGCUUUCUGGACGCACGCAGGGCCAAAGCUGAAAAGUCUGCACUAGUGGAUUUUCACACGGCAUGUGGAGAGGACUUUGACAAAGUUAAUACAUCUGAACCAACAUAUCAUCAGCAGAGAACAGAUGGGAAACAGGAAGACAAGAUAGACUGAACUGAAAGGAUGAAGGAGAGAAUACAAUGUUUGACGGAUAAAAUAAUGAAAACCCAGGCUGUAGUUUGCUAUCCUUUUAUGUCUGUAGGUGGUCAAGAGCAGCAGAGGGAGUGUGACCUUAUAAGGCCAUCAUACUGAGAUGAUGUGACAGAUCUUUUUAUUAUUAUUUUAUUUUUUUUUACUUCCUCACUGUGCCAGUUUAUUUCUCCUCUGGUCACACAGAAAUCUGCAGAGGGAAAAAGGUUGCCUUGUGACGAUGAUGGUUAAAUUCUCUCCUUCAUCUGUAAAUCACUCAUACAUAGCCUAUAACGGUAUAUGCAUGCAUGAGCACACUAAACUGUUUGAUACCUCAUGAGGUAUUCACACUGUCACUCAUACUACUCCACUGUGAAAAUGUUCUCAUUGACAGAGGGCUGUAAUUGAAAUUUUGGGUGGCUGGUGUGGAUAUUGCAGGCUGCAGAAAGCCUCAUGUGACACUGAGGCUCAGAGAGCACUCCGCCUCAAAUCUGAACGGGCACAAUUUGUAUAAAAAAAUAUAUAUAUUAAUGGUACUGUUACCUGACAUUCACCUGGCCCUGUCAUGGUAAGGGACUGGGUUUUUGGCAGCUUUUUUUGUUGGUUUGUGAAGCAGAAAGCUCUUAAAUGAGGAAGCUAAACUUUUAUUUAGAGUCAGAAGUUACAGAGACAGACAAAGCCAACAUUUUUAGUGCAAUGAGACGCCUCCUUUCCUCUGCUGAAGCACAUUUUUAACAAGAGGCUUGAGCUGUGUGUUUCGUCCUCCCCUAUGAACCUCAGUGUGGCUUCCCACUUAAGGCCUAGAUUUUGUUCCCAGGCGGUCUCUGUGGAAUUAGUCCAAUUAUUUCCAUCUUUUACAGCUGUGCGCUCGCUGCAGCUUUCCUUGAUAAUUAGGUGCACGAGUUCUCUAAGGAGUGUCACUCAACUUUAGCUGUCUUUUCCCCUGUGGAAGAGAUGAGGAAGAAGAAGAUUAAGAUGUCCUUUAAGGUUGCUUCUUAAAUCCUAACCAAUAUCAUCUGUUAGGUUUAAUUUUUCACUUUCUAUAGGUGAGACUUUUAAAAAAGUUCACAUCUGGAAAAACUGACCUCUGCUGGACAGUGUUAUGUUUUAUCUCAGUAUUUUAUUUUGUUACAAAACAUAUUUUAUUCCCCCCUUUUAAUAUUUAUGUGGAAGAGAAUAUUUAUUUUUGAAUGGCUAUAGCAGCCACUGGCUCUGUAAUGCUGUAAAUUUUGGUCCUCAAGUGUCUUGCACAUGCAUACAUGUAAUAUUACACUAGAUGGCACUAGUCUCUCCUGUCCUGUCUCUCCAAGUCAGAUACACGAGGCAGAAGACUGCAUGCCGCUGCUCCUGAAAGCAUCUUAAAUGAUCCAGGAUGUCUGUUGCUGUGCACUCCCUCCUACAUGUAUGUACACUCCCUCCUACAUGUAUGCCAAAUGUUUACUUUGAAAGCUUUUUUGUACACACUGUUUGGAAAUACUGGUUAUGUCAAUGACCAGAUAUGAUCACUUCUCACGUACAGUUUGAGCUCUCACAAGACGACAACAACAAAGCCAUGCGUCAAAGGUUUUUUUAUGACACCCUGCUACAUUUUCUGCAUACUUUGCCAUAAGAACAAACACAGGCAGGACUGUAUGUUGACAGAUUUUACUUCAUAUAUCACUUCAUCAUAUCAAGACACUAAGAUGCAUUUCAAAAAUCCCUAGUUGAUUAAAAAUAGAGGGGAAAAAACUUUUGUUGUUUGAUAAAUAAUUUUGUGAGAUUGUCAUUUAAAAACUGUUGUCAGCAAUUCCCAAUUACAGGUUUAACGAUUAUGUACAGUGGCUCAUUUCACUGGUUUUACAUUAUUGAAUACCUUAGCUGUUAAAUAGGACUUGUGUCCCCCGAUUAUUAACUCCUGAACUGACAUCAAGCAGCAUUUCAACAACCACAAUAAAACUGCAGCAUGUGAAUGAAGGAUUUUACUGUGUUCAGUAGAUGUCAACAUGUUUUAAGACAUACUCAUGUUGUCCUAUGAUCAGAAAUGCCUUGGCGGCCAUUUUUUAGUUUUAUAAUCAGGAUCAUGGACUUUACAAAGUUUGGCAGAUUUGGCUGCGUUCCCGUGGAUAUCAUGACAAGUAGAUGAUGAUGAGCGUGGGGCAAAGAAACCGUUGCACUGACGAGGCACGAAGACGCUGCCUUCAAAGCCUACGUUUCCUGUGUACAUACUGGUUUUGAUUGUUUGCAAAGCUAGUUUGGUGUAAAUAGUUAUUUUAUGAUAAUAAUGUAUUUUAUAGUCAUAUGUGGCUGGUUUUAACUAUACUGGUUUAAGAAUGAAACAUUUGCCUCAUGCCUUAUUUGGACAUACUGUUGGAGGAGAGAGGGGUGAUUUGGUUUGUCAUUCUGUCCAUUUUUUUGAUUCACACUUUGGAUGCCAACAGCAGCUGCAGGUGCUUCUGUAUAAGGACAAAGAUAUGGGCGAUUCAUAUACACAUGAUCUGCAACUGCUUGAGUAAUAAUUCAAUAAAUGGACUGGUACAAUAAACAAACCACCUCAUUACUGAA